Molecule: messenger RNA, 576 nt
Organism: Magnusiomyces paraingens
Lineage: Eukaryota; Fungi; Ascomycota; Dipodascomycetes; Dipodascales; Dipodascaceae
Product: 40S ribosomal protein uS4
Exons: 2
Coding region: 1-576 (191 amino acids)
Biological process (GO): positive regulation of translational fidelity; translation
Cellular component (GO): cytosolic small ribosomal subunit
Molecular function (GO): rRNA binding; structural constituent of ribosome
Source: RefSeq, a predicted model, not a curated record
AUGCCUCGCGCUCCUAGAUCAUACUCCAAGACCUACACUGUUCCCAGACGUCCUUACGAUCUCUCCCGUAUGGAUGCCGAGCUUAAGCUCGCUGGUGAGUUCGGUUUGAAGAACAAGAGAGAAAUCUACAGAAUUGGUCUUCAGCUCUCUAAGAUCAGACGUGCUGCUCGUGAUCUUUUGACUCGUGACGAGAAGGACCCCAAGCGUCUUUUUGAGGGUAAUGCUCUUAUUAGACGUCUUGUUCGCAUUGGUGUCUUGAGUGAGGACAAGAUGAAGCUUGAUUAUGUUCUUGCCCUUCGCAUCGAGGAUUUCUUGGAGAGAAGACUUCAAACUCAGGUUUUCAAGCUUGGUCUUGCCAAGUCUGUUCACCAUGCCCGUGUUUUGAUUAAGCAGAGACACAUUCGUGUUGGCAAGCAGUUGGUUAACGUUCCUUCUUUUACUGUUCGUCUUGAUUCUUCUAAGCACAUUGAUUUUGCUGCUACUUCUCCUUACGGUGGUGGUCGCUCCGGCCGUGUUAAGAGAAAGAACCAGGCCAAGGCUUCUAGCGGCGAUGAUGCUGCUGAGGACGAGGAGUAA